GUUAACGAUAUUGAUAACGUUAUCGGGUGUUAAAGGCGACGAGCUGAUACACCGGAUCUUCACUAUGGUCGAUAAUUCGUUAAAGAUAUCAGAUUAGAUUUUGUUGUAUUUUAUUACCAUAUAUUUUAAUUAUGGAUGAGGAAGACCCGAGGGUUUUGAUUCCCGAAAUUUGCAAGCAGUUUUACCAUUUAGGAUGGGUAACCGGAACAGGUGGAGGGAUGAGCAUCAGAAAAGGGAACCAAAUAUAUAUUGCUCCUUCUGGUGUUCAAAAAGAAAGGCUUCACAGUGAAGAUCUUUUUGUUCAGGACCUAGAAGGUAACGAUCUUGAGUUGCCACCGGCGAAAAAACGGCUGAAAAAAAGCCAAUGUACUCCUCUUUUCAUGUGUGCUUACAAACUGAGAGAUGCUGGUGCUGUAAUUCACACGCACUCGAAAGCCGCCGUUAUGGCAACCUUGCUCUGGCCUGGUAAUGAGUUCAGUGUCACCCAUCUGGAAAUGAUUAAAGGAAUUAGAAAUGACAAAUUAAAACGCUGUUACAAUUACAAUGAAAAACUGGUUGUUCCUAUAAUUGAAAACACACCUUGGGAAGAAGAUCUGACUGAAAGCUUGGCUCAAGCUAUCAAAGAUUAUCCAUCGACAACAGCCGUCUUGGUUAGACGUCAUGGGAUAUAUGUGUGGGGUGACACAUGGAAAAGUGCAAAGACUCAAUGUGAAAGCUAUGAUUAUUUGUUUGAUGUUGCUGCACAAAUGAAAAGAUAUGGCUUAAAUCCAAGUGAAGCACCAAAAUAAUAGAAGAGUCAAGUAAAGGAUUUGAGUGAGAACUUUUAAAUCCGAUUAUUAGUUUUUACUUGUUAAAUUGUAAUUGAAAAUUGGGGAGUUGAAAAUACACUGUAUAACUGCAAAUCAACAAUGUUGUUCAAUGGUUCCUAUUGGGAACAUAUUUUUAAAUUAUGUAUCUUCUCUUCUUUUUUCUAUUUUUAUUAUUGUUGAGUCCUUAUCCAUUUGUACCUGGGGAUAUUUUUACAUGUUUAUAUUAAGUUUUGAGCUUGGAAAAUAAUCGCUUCCAUUGAUUUUAAA
Cimex lectularius (bed bug) is the source of this 1076-nucleotide messenger RNA. RefSeq names its product methylthioribulose-1-phosphate dehydratase. Bases 132 to 788 code for a protein of 218 amino acids. Gene Ontology annotation, cellular component: cytoplasm. Gene Ontology annotation, molecular function: metal ion binding; methylthioribulose 1-phosphate dehydratase activity. The record is from RefSeq and is a predicted model, not a curated record. The transcript is spliced from 5 exons. Lineage: Eukaryota; Metazoa; Arthropoda; Insecta; Hemiptera; Cimicidae.